This is a messenger RNA of Prunus avium (sweet cherry), 1510 nucleotides long. RefSeq names its product alphavirus core family protein (DUF3411). The record is from RefSeq and is a predicted model, not a curated record. Lineage: Eukaryota; Viridiplantae; Streptophyta; Magnoliopsida; Rosales; Rosaceae.
AAUGGAACUCACAGGCGCGUAGAAAUGACACUAAAAAUACUCGUCUCUCAUUUUUAGGGUUGGCGAGUGUAGACGACACUGACCGCCGCCCUUGAUAUUCUUUUUUGUAAUUGUCUGCCUGGGGCCUUCUUCUUCACCAUUUUUCAUUUUUAGGGUUCUUAUUACAUCACUCACUUGCUGAGCUUAGUAGAUUCAGAUUCAGAUUCAGAUUCAGAUCAAUCAUGGCAGCCACUGCCCAGCUUCGUUACUCUACUGUUGCUAGACACCACUACAAUCCCUCCGAUAAUCGCCGUUUCUCCAACAACCCCAAUUCCUCCAUCUCCUUCCCCUACUCUAAAACCCUAAAUCGGGCAAUCUCGUUUGUUCCCAAGACCAUUUGGGAUGGAAAGCCAGAGCUUUCGUUUUCCGGCGGCAAUGGCGAUGGCCACUCCGGCGCCGGAGCUGGUGGAAACAGCGGAGGUUGGAGCCGCGGCGGCGGAGAUGGGAAUUCUGAUGAUUCGUCGUCUUCAUCUUCGUCGGCGCUUCAGGGUUUUGGAGUUCUGGGUAUGUUUCUCAACGGUUGGAGAUCUCGAGUUGCAGCCGAUCCCCAAUUCCCUUUCAAGGUUCUGAUGGAGGAAGUGGUCGGAGUGAGCUCUUGCGUUCUCGGAGACAUGGCUUCUCGCCCCAAUUUCGGCCUCAACGAGCUCGACUUCGUCUUCUCGACUCUCGUCGUCGGCUCCAUACUCAAUUUCACACUGAUGUAUUUGUUAGCACCCACUUUGUCUGCUUCAGCUGCCACUCUGCCUUCGAUCUUCGCCAGUUGCCCGGCUAGCCACAUGUUCGAACCGGGUUCAUAUGGGUUGGUGAACCGUUUGGGGACAUUCGUUUACAAAGGAGCCGUCUUUGCAGCUGUUGGGUUCGCUGCUGGGCUUUCUGGGACUGCCUUGUCAAAUGGGUUGAUCAAACUGAGGAAGAAGAUGGACCCGAAUUUCGAGACCCCAAACAAGCCACCACCAACUUUAUUGAAUGCGCUCACUUGGGCAGCUCACAUGGGUAUAAGCAGUAAUUUAAGGUACCAAACUUUGAAUGGGGCUGAGUUUUUGCUGGAAAAGGGGCUUCCCCCUCUGGCAUUCAAGACUUCUGUGGUGGUUCUGAGGUGCUUGAACAAUGUGCUUGGUGGGGUUUCGUUUGUGAUGUUGGCGAGGUUGACGGGUUCUCAGAGUGUCGGUGAAGCGAAAUCGGUGGAAGGAGGAGGGGAGGUUGGAUCAGCUGCAGAGAAGGAGAAAUUGGUGGAGGAGAGUGAGGAUUUGCAGAGCAAUCAGUCGACUUACAAGUGAUUUGGUUUUUCUUCUUGUUUUUAUUGUCUUGCUAUCAGUUUUGUUCAUAACUAUGAACUCUGCGGAGACUGGUGUUUUGUAGCUAUAAUAAUAAGAAAAUCCUAGGCUUGAUGAAAUUUUAGGCGUUGUUAAAAGUUCAUCUGGAAAUGAAAUGCUGGCUCAACCUGAAUGAAUGUGUUUACAGUUUACAAUAA